This is a messenger RNA of Fukomys damarensis (Damara mole-rat), 2119 nucleotides long. RefSeq names its product t-complex 11 (gene Tcp11). The record is from RefSeq and is a predicted model, not a curated record. Lineage: Eukaryota; Metazoa; Chordata; Mammalia; Rodentia; Bathyergidae. Bases 24 to 1790 code for a protein of 588 amino acids. Gene Ontology annotation, biological process: regulation of sperm capacitation. Gene Ontology annotation, cellular component: acrosomal vesicle; sperm flagellum. The transcript has 10 exons.
AGCCGCGAGCCGAGCCGCUGGGGAUGCCGGGAGGAGGUGAGCGGGCGGCCGCCCCCUCAGUUUCUUCAGCGGCCGCCCUACCCCAGGAAACUGAGGCCCGCGCCAGCCUACCCCAGGGCAGCUGCCCUGGCCUCACGGCCCUCUCUCUGAGGCCAACAAUGCCCCUGUUUCUCCCCAGCCCUGAUACCAACAGCAAAAUGCAGGAAGUCGAAGACGGUGUGGCCCCUCAGGACGCUGGCGUGGAAGAGAGCGGCUCCUGCGACCCCGGAGGCGCAGGACUGGCCGGGGAAGACGAGAACAGCUCCCGGGACCGACGCCCGUUUCUGACAGAUACCGUUAAUGAAGUUUCCAAGCUGAGCAACAAGACUGGGCUGAACCACAAUUCCCACCUGGAGGAGGUGGUUUUACCUCCAAGCAGGUCUUCAGAAGAGGGAGUAAAAAAUUCAGCUCUUUCAAGGCUCAGACCCUUCCUGAAGAAAGGCAAAAAGAAAGAAGCUCUUAGAUCAUGCAGCAGCUGUCCGGAAGGCAAAGUGGAGGAGACAGUGCACAAUGACUUUUGGGACCAUCUUAAAGAGCAGCUGUCAGCCACUCCUCCUGACUUCAGUUGUGCUCUUGAUCUUCUGAAUGAAAUUAAAGAGAUCUUGUUGUCGCUGCUGUUACCACGCCAGAACCGCCUAAGAAGUGAAAUUGAAGCAGCUUUGGAUGCAGACUUCCUCAAGCAGGAAGCAGAACAUGGGACCCUGGAUGUCUCUUCCCUUUCUAAGUACAUUCUCGACAUGAUGACUCUGUUGUGUGCACCAGUCCGAGAUGAAGCAGUGCAGACACUUGAGGACAUGGUAGACCCUGUCGGGUUAUUGAGAGGGAUCUUCCAGAUUCUGGGUCUGAUGAAAAUGGACAUGGUGAACUACACCAUCCAGAGCCUUCAGCCCCAGCUGGAGGAACACUCUAUCCAGUAUGAGCGGGCUAAAUUCCAGGAACAACUUGACCAGCAUCCCAGCCUCCUUGAUCACACUACCAAGUGGCUGGCUCAAGCAGCAGCAGACCUGACCACACCACCAACUUGCCCAGAUAAUGCCGACUCCUCCGGUGUGGCUGGCCCUUCUCCAAACGAGGCAGCCAGCAACCCUGAGCCCCUCAGCCCUGUGGUGGUGUUGUCCCAAGGCUUCCUGAACCUACUCCUGUGGGACCCUGAAAAUGAAGAGUUCCCUGAGACCCUGCAGAUGGACAGAACCCAGCUACAGGAGCUGGAGGCCGAGCUGCAGCAGUUGACCAUCCUGGCUUCAGUCUUGCUCGUGGCUGGCAGUUUCUCUGGCAGUGUUUUGUGUGGCUCACCCCAGCUUGUGGAUAAACUGAAACGCCUCACCAAGGCCCUAAUGGAGGAAUUCAGUCCCAGGCUCGAGGAUGCUAUGCAGAUUCUGAGUGAACAGGUAUCUCAGGAAAUCCAUCAAAGCCUCAAAAAUAUGGGCCUUGCUGCUCUGAGCAGUGACAACACAGCAUCUCUGAAAAGACAGCUUCAGAACAUUGCCGAAAAGGAGAACUGUGUUCGCAGUGUCAUUGAUCAGCGGAUCCAUUUGUUUCUCAAGUGUUGUUUGCUUCUUGGUGUGCCGCGCUCUCUGUUAGAUCUUCCUGGAGGCCUCGCUCUCAUUGAGACAGAGUUGGCCGAGUUAGGCCAGAAGUUCAUCAACCUGACACAUCACAAUCAGCAGGUGUUUGGCUCUUACUACACCGAGAUCCUCAAAACCCUCACCUCUCCAUCUCAGGCACUAAAAACACAAGUGGAAUCUCUCUGAUGGCACCUGCUCAUACCCUGGCACCUUGGACCCAGGCGAAAGACCCAACAUCUUCCUGAUGGUGUAACAUCAUCAGGGACCAGCAGAGCAGUGAGCCUCAUCCACCCCCACUGCCGGUACACCAAGGGUGUGAGGAUCAAGCCUAUAAGCACCUGCUGGCCCAAACCCACUCGCUAAUAAACCUCUGAACUACAAGGAAACCUCGACAUUUCCUUUGCUGCAGCCGAGGCCCUGUGCCUUCAGUCCCCAGCCAGUGAAGGGGCCAAGAAGCCUUCAGUUUCCUUUCUCUGGCUGCAGCACGCAGAGCUGAGUAGCCAGACACCCAGGCA